AUGUUUCAAAGCCGCAGACGAGUGCCAUCAGAAGGAGCGCUCCGGGUGCUGCGCCAGCUCGCAUACAUCUCAUCGGGUACGGCAUGCGGUGCCGCCGCCAUCGUAGCAGAGGAGCGCCGCCGCCAGACAAACCUGGUGUCCAAGAUUGCCGAGAACUCGCGCCGACUGAAACAACAUCCACGCCAUCAACAUACCCACGCCGCUCAGCGCAGGAGAGCCGACCACGCUGCCCGUCCGAUCGCCACCUCGACCUCUGCUGGGGACCCAUUGCCAGACGACAAGCUGCUCUCACUGCCAGACGACAAGCCGCUCCCACAGGCAGAGACCUUUCGUAACGAUCUCUUACCGUCCGAGGUCGAGCGAGGUUACGCCAAACUCAACUCACACCAGCCACCUCACGAGGGAAAGAGCCAGCCUACCCACAACCCUCAGCCUAUACAACAACCCACCAAGCCAAAGGAUCGCCGCCGUGACUUUGACGUGUCCUUCUUCACGACUGAUCUAAAAGCCCAUGGCCCGACCAGCGCAGUGGCCAGCUUCAACGACCGCUGCAACGAGCUUAUUGACCAAGGCCAAAACACAAAGGCAUUCGGCCUUCUCAGAGCAGCCAACCAUCAUUUGCGUGUCGAAGGUAUACCCUCGGCUGCACUACAUCCUUUCGCUACUCGUCUAUUUGAUUCAAACCUAGCCGCGCAGAACUAUCGCCUUUGUUCUAAGCUGUUGUACCACAUGGACCAACAAGGGUGGCCCAUCACGCACUGCGUACACAGCCUUGCACUUGCCUGUAUCGAGCCUAUACGGCCCACAACUCUAAUCCUCUUGAAGGAAAAAUAUGGUGACCGAAUUCCUCUUCCUCACAGCACCUAUCCUGCUUUGUGUGCAGCAUACUCGACAUACAGCCCCGAACUCUGCGCCAUGUUGUUCGCCAAACAUCUACGACAGGAAAACCGCCUGUCAGUGCUUCCUCUAUGUGAAUCUGCUUGGCCUGCCAUCAUUGACCACAUGUGGUCCGUUACUCACAACUACAACCUUGUCGACUCGCUCUUCAUCCGCAUGUGCGAGUUGACGGAUCACCCGCCUCUGGCUCUUUACAAUGCAAUGAUUCAUGUUUGCAUCAAGCACGGCAGAAUCGAUCGAGCUCACCACCAUCUCCGUACCAUUCAGCAGAGCAAACACCUCCAGCCCGAUGUUGUUACUUUUGGCCAUUUUGUCUUCAAGGCCGCUUCGGAUGCCGAUUGGCCGCCUGUGGAGGACUUGAUGGCCAUGCUGGUCCGAGCUGGAGAAACCGAGGCGCCUCCAGAGAAACGUACUGAUCUGUUUGUCCCUGUCCUCAAAGCAUAUGCCAAGCGUCAUCAUCCCGAAGAAGUAUGGGGUUUUGCCUUCAAAGCUAUUGACGAAUACGGCGUUCUUCCGGAUCCACGUAUCUUGAGCACUGGUCUCGGAAAUCUCAUCAGGAUUGGCCGCUUGGGAAUGAUACCCCCAUGGGUUAACAAAAUGAGAACCUACGGCCAGGGCGCAGAGAUUGCUCCAGGAAUAGCAUUAGCCAUGAUGCGGCAAUUUUAUUUCGACACUAGACCUUCUUAUACCAUUAUGGUAUGGCUCUGCCGUCGUUUGAUGAACAACGUGCCUGAGUACUGGUCUUCUGGUGUUCUAAACCUGCUGCGUGAGGCUGUGGCGUAUGACCUUCGAGGCUACCGAGCCGGGCAAGCCCACAGGAUACCGCAUGCAAUGCAUAUGCUCAGGAUGCUGCAAGAAGUCAGACUGGAAUCACCGAGCUUGCCAAAGCCACUCUACUGGAAUCAGCUACAGCAGCUCGCGGACCAAGAUCAAGCGCGUGUACCGUCCUCAGACUCGAACUUACAGGAUGCCGUCAAGAAGGAAGUGCAGACGAAGGAUGAGCCAGAAGAUCUCCAAGAUACUGUGCUGUCAGAUGAUGAAUCAUCGAUGGAUGACCUUUUAGACACUGCACUCUCUGCAGCCAAGUUCAAGAAGUCGUCAAACGAGCACGAGAUGCUCAUGGCCCUGUCGGAAGGACGUUACACUGAUGUUCUGAACCUGUACGAGAGCAGCUUGGGGCAAAGCGGCCUGCCUGCCUCGUCAUACUCCCUGGAGAUGGCAAUGCAGGCUCGUACAAAGUUGCCAGAUGAUGCUGGAGCGCUUGAUGAUGGAGCGCUUGGUGACUAUAUAGACAUGGCAAGCGAAGCUGGUAUGGACACCAUAACGGCACUACUGCCGCUGCUGAACCAUCAAGUACAGAAUUCUGCAAUAGGCUCGCGGAUGCAUGUUGAUGAGCUGUGCGACACCGUGCGGUCUUUCUAUGAGAACAUGGUCAAGAACAGUGUCACCGUCAGACAUCAUCUGGCCACAUCAGCAGCAACAGUUCUGCUCCAGAAUGGCAAGCCAAACGAUGCGAUACGGCUGCUUUCGCAGAUAUACCUCUCACCAUGGGCCGAGAAGGUACCAUUGGAUCUACCAGCCAUGACUGUGUUGCUACAAGCAUACAUACACGUACGUCACAGCUUGGGUAUCGAGUGGGUUAUCAAAGAAGUCUUGGAAAAAGACUACCGCAUCGACUACCCCUUCAUGACCGUGAUCCGAAAGGCCAAAAUAUCGGCCAAAUCACGGGCAUCAGUUGGAGGCGAAAAGGGCAUGAACAAUCUCAGACUGUCAAGAAUGCUAGAGUACUACGCAAACGUCUGUAGAGCAAAGCAAAUGGCGCAGAUCAAGGGAGCAUCCCGUCUGGGAAACCGCCUAGUCAAUGCCAUGAUUAAGCUUGCUAGGCCCGCAUCGACAGACGCACCCUGGCAGCAACAAGCAAAACGUCACGGCAUUGAUCCCAUGAUGUGGUCGGGACGUGGGUCCAUGUGGCGCGUUUACUACAUUGGAGGAUUCCGACGACGACGACGAGGACGGAGGCGACCCAACUUUGCCAAGUACUAA
Aureobasidium vineae is the source of this 2940-nucleotide messenger RNA. The record is from the annotation of a GenBank genome assembly. Lineage: Eukaryota; Fungi; Ascomycota; Dothideomycetes; Dothideales; Saccotheciaceae.